Schistosoma mattheei is the source of this 2727-nucleotide messenger RNA. NCBI's taxonomy places the organism in Eukaryota, Metazoa, Platyhelminthes, Trematoda, Strigeidida, Schistosomatidae. The record is from the annotation of a GenBank genome assembly.
AUGUCACUGACACAAGCAUACCAGUCUGGUCAAGCCACUUCUUUGGCCGUAUACAAUCUACCCACCUCGGCAGACGAAACCGAAGUUCAGUCGGUAUUCCCUUCGGCCAGGUCAGUCAACUUCGUACGAAGUCAUUCUGUGUCUUCGCAAUCUAAAGGCAUGUGCAUCUUGCAAUUCAACAAUGCUCGCGACUGUCAACAAGCCUACGAUGAAUGUCUUCAAGGAAAAGAAAUUGGUGGACAGCUGCUGCAUGCGGAACUGAACGGAGAUUAUCAUUCCAGUUCGUCAGAAAAUUUAAAUGUCAGCCAGCAUUAUGGAGGCAAUUCCAGGGAUUUCAGACGUUCACAUGCCGAUAAUGAGUACAGCCAGCCCACAUAUGAUCCGCAUAGUAGAACUGAUAGUGAAAGUUCUUCCAACGCCUCUUGUACACUCACCGUGUCAAAUCUUCCCUAUACAGCAUCUGAAAGAGAUAUUAUGCGCGAGUUCCCAGAAGCCCUCCGAGUGGCACUUUCGUUAGACGAGCAGGGACGUUCCAGAGGCGUUGCUCACGUGACUUUCUCGAAUUCCGACCAGUGCAGCGCCGCUCUUACUUCCUGCGGAAAUAAGAUGAUGGGCGGUAGGCCUGUACGUGGACGAAUCCAGAGAGACCAGGAGCACAAUCAACAACCGAGUUAUAACAAUCAGCGCCCUUAUAAUCGUGACCAAAGAGAAUACGGUCAACGUAAUCAACGCGACUACAAUCAGCGGAAUUUCAAUAAUCGAGAUCACACCAACCAGCGUGAAAACGGUAACCAGAGAGAUGGCAAUCAACGUGAGUACAAUCAGCGUGAUUAUAGUGGUCAACGUGACUACAACAGACAAGGUAGGCAGUUCGACUACAAUUCAGGCAGAGGCGAAAGAGAUGUAAACCGUUUCCAAGGUGCUCCAGCUAAUCGAGGCGGGUCACGCGAGUUUGGUAGAAAUGACCGCUUCGAACGAACAGAUCAAAGACGAGAUCGCAGCCCAGCCAGAGGAGAGCCAGUUCGUGGGUACGGCAGCUCAAAAGGACCCCGAAUAACAUCAGCCGUAAUUCACCGUCCAGGAAAUGCCAGCCCUUCGGAGUCGUCCUCUUCAGAUGAGGACUAAAUAUCCUGGUAUUUUUCAGGGAUUCCUCACUGGUGCGUCGUGCAAAUACUUUUAUUAACGUACAUAUGACUUUAAACAUUAAAAUAUUCAUGUUGGAAAUUCAUUAAUGUUGUAGUCUAAUAUACACUUCACUUCAUACGCGGUUUUUUACAGAACACAGUGAGGUAAAGUAGCGGGAUAGAGUUGAGGUCAUGCUGGAAUAAGUCGAUUCCAACCAAAUAUAUAUAUACAUAUAUGGAAGUAGGGUUGGGUAUUAGUGUCUUAACGAGGCUUCGCUUAUAAAACGUAAUUUUGUUUAGUCAGGACUUUCGAGAUGGUGACUGACCUGAAGCUCAUUUUGUCGUGUACUGGUUUCUCUCGAGCAACUCAUCGAAUGCGAAUAAACCAACAAUGUUAUAAUUAGUGGUUGGAAAUUGUCUGCCUACUUACUGUGAUAAUGAUAAUUAACUACCUCGAAAUUACAGGUGAUAUGGCUCGGGAGUCAGGCAAAUUAGUGCAUCUGUCCUAUUUUUGAGUUAUUCAGAAUGUCACCCAGGGUCGCCACUAAUAAACAAUUAGGGUACCUAGAUGUCGUGUCAGAUGAACCGAAAUAAACGCAAAGUCGUGGCGCAUGUUCUCACACAAGGUAUGUACGCGGUGUCUAUGUUUUGCCGACCGACCUUCAUAGGGAAGAUAGAGUUCGCAAGUAGUAUAGUGUUUCAAGAGUUCCGAUCACACAUGUGACUAACCGAUAGAUAUGAGAGUGCUUCAAAUCGCUGACCUGGUUUGCCGUACGUCGGUACUGCGGUAUAAGCAGGUCUUUUGGAUGCUAAUGAAAUUUGGGCUGUGGUUUUCUGAGAGAAGAUUACGAGCCUAGUGAUGCUCUUUACUCCUUAAGAGAAUAGCCCCACAUUUGUGGUUAAGGGGAUAGUGAGUUAGUGUUAGAACGUACGAUUUUCCGGCUUUAUACACUAUAAAAUGCUCUUAUCUCAACAUCGGCUACCUUCAAUUCCACAGGACUUAGGAUUUGGUGGGAUUAUCCCACUACAGGCCUGAGUCGGCAGUUCACUGUUUCCUCUAUCCCUUUGAAAAAAGAUAGAUUGGAUAAGAAUCCAGGAAGAUGUUGAAGUCGCGUCAAUUUCCGAAAAAUUAGCACGACAUUUAUCAUAUAGGCUUCGGGAGAAUAGUAAGUUCUCCCACAAUAGCACAAACUUUGGUCUCCGGCAGAAUCGAGUGCAAUACCAAUUACUAGAGGUCCACAACCACGGGGUUCUCGUUGUCACUUUAUGGACGCCCUGUUACCAGGCCCUCGGCGAAAGGAGUUGACAAUGCACACUGUAUCCAUACAACAACAACAGCGAGAGAUGCCUUCAUUCAAUCAACAAAAAACUGAAUGUACGACACUCGGUAUAAUUAGCUGACGUCCUGUCAUCUUUUACGCUAACUAUUUGACAUGGCUGAAUGUGUAGUAUAUUUGUUGGUGAGCGAUAAUAUCCUUACAGGAAGUAAUUCGGUGUAAGCCCGCAUGUUUUAUCCCUGGUUUUUUGUAGUCCUCAGUUGAUUACUAACAUAUGACAUUAAGGGUUCAUCAUUCAACUUGCUGCCUUCAACGUUCGCACAUUU